AUGUUUAAGAAAUUCAGCGAGGUCUCUGAGAGCUCCAAGUUCCGGGGCUCGGCCAUCAUCGUCCUCAACAUUCUCCGGGGCUUCAACGUCGUCGGUCUGCUGUCAGUCGCUAUCGCGAACUGGGUCAUGAUCGUCGUGCCGCCAUUGAUGAAGCAUCACUUCUUCUUCUUCGACUUCGCCUCCCACUUUUUUGUCUCGGGCAUCGCCCUCUUCCUCCUGAUCUCGGAGACGGGACUCUUUGUAAACUUUUACAAGAACAACUUCGCCGUCCUCGGUCCCGAUCGUGGCUUCUUCUGGCUUGGCCUCGCCAUGAUCAUGUUGGGCUGCAAUGCCCUGGCCAACACCAACAAGCCCGACUUCACCGUCGAGGACCUCGGCCUGCCCCUGUGGCGCAUGGUCCUCGCCGCCGGCAUCCUCUGCCUCAUCUUUGGCUUCUUCAACUUCAUCGCCUCCCUGGUCUACCGCGACCCCCAGGCCCGCAUCGCGGCGCGCGAGUUCCGCAAGGACGGCAAUCUUGCUAAGGGCAAGAACUACGAGGACAUGCUCUCGCAGCGCAGCGCGUCGCUCCGCGACGAGAAGGAGACGUCGAGGGCGCGGCGCUACACCCAGGCCUUUAUGAGCAAGUUCGGCGGCAAGCGGCCCGAGAUCAGCCACCCCAUGCCGCAGCACGUCGACGUCGAGCGCGCCGCGUCCUCGCACAACGACGGCGACAGCUGGGCGCAGGACCGCGGCAGCCCCAUCGCGCAGGGCAUGCAGCGGCCUCCGACGGCGAUGCACCCUGCCUUCACGGGCGGCAACCGUGCAACCCGUUAUAGCGAGGUCAGCCACCUGAAUCGCUUCUAG
Messenger RNA from Thyridium curvatum, 843 nucleotides. RefSeq lists its product as uncharacterized. The record is from RefSeq and is a predicted model, not a curated record. The coding region runs from base 1 to 843 and encodes 280 amino acids. The transcript has a single exon. Lineage: Eukaryota; Fungi; Ascomycota; Sordariomycetes; Thyridiales; Thyridiaceae.